Molecule: messenger RNA, 1044 nt
Organism: Penicillium concentricum
Lineage: Eukaryota; Fungi; Ascomycota; Eurotiomycetes; Eurotiales; Aspergillaceae
Product: FAD-dependent oxidoreductase
Exons: 3
Coding region: 1-1044 (347 amino acids)
Molecular function (GO): FAD binding; D-amino-acid oxidase activity
Source: RefSeq, a predicted model, not a curated record
AUGUCCAAAGACACAAUUGUAGUGAUCGGUGCGGGCGUCAUUGGCCUUUCCACCGCACUUUACAUCCAACAACACCUCACUCCUACGCAAUCCAUCCUCUUGGUAGCCCGCGACUUUCCCUCGGAAACUUCCGUCAACUACGCCUCGCCAUGGGCAGGAGCCCACUACCGUCCGGUGCCAGGUUCCUCGCCACAGGCCCUCAAGGAAGCGGACCAAGCACGCCGCACGUAUGAGUUCCUGAAGCGGAUGGCGGCUGCUGAGCCUGGUGCAGGAAUCAAGUUCGUCGAGGGUGUUGAGCACCUCGAGGCUCCGCCACCCGAGUACCUGGAUCAGCAGAGUGUGCGCAAUGUCUAUGGGCAUUUGGAUGAAUUCCAGACUCUGGGGAAAGAGGAUGUUCCGGCUGGUGUAGUGUGGGGUGUGAAAUACGGGACGUAUGUGAUUAACUCGCCUGUGUACUGUGCGCAUUUGCUGCGCAAGUUCGUUCUUAAGGGGGGCGAGACGAGACAGUAUACGCUUGCCAACUUGAAGGAGGCGUUUAGUAUGGGGAAUGUGAAGACCGUGGUGAACUGCUCGGGAAGUGGGUUUGAGGACCCGAAGUCAUUUAUUAUCAGAGGUCAAACUUGUCUCGUCCGUAACCCCGUCUCGAAGACCAUUACUCGACAGAAUACCGAUGGUUCGUGGUCCUUCUGCAUCCCGCGUCCCCUCGAAGGCGGAACCAUCAUCGGAGGCACUAAGGAGCCCAAUAACUGGGACCCGAACCCUUCGCCGGAAACUAGACAGCGGCUCCUCGCCAACGCAACCAAGUGGUUCCCUUUCACGCCCGAGAGCGGCGGCAAGUUCGAUGUGAUUCGCGAUAUUGUCGGUCGGCGGCCGGCUCGAGAGGGCGGUCUGCGCAUCGAGGCGGAGCAGCUCGCUGAUGAACGGUAUAUCGUUCAUGGGUAUGGUGCUGGUGGUCGUGGGUUUGAGCUGUCUCGUGGUGUUGCGGAAGACAUUGUCGCCGUGAUGCUGGAGAAGAGUCUGCUGCAGGCUAAGGCCUCGCUGUAA